CUGGGCAGACUGGACCAACAGGCAAUCACGCGUGGCUGCUGUGGCUGAGGAACUGUGUAGUUCCUCCUGUAAGGUUAGCGCUCUGUGGCGCGAAAGCGAACUGCGCUCGCCACAUGCAAACAGGGCCAAACAGCUCGUGAACUUGAACCACCAUGUACGGAGAUUCUGCGCCUGCGCCUGUCGACCCUUACACGGAUCCUUACAACGAGCCGCCGCCGCCCGCGGCUGCCGCUAAUACGGACCCAAGGGAUCGUGAUCCUCCUCCCGCUCCUCGAGGCCGCUCUCGUUCCCGCAGCCCUGCGCGAGCUUCUUCUUACCGCCGGUCUCCGCCCCCGCCGCGCCGCCCUCCUCAUGCCCCAAUUCAGGCGCCCAAUCCCUCCAGCGUGUUGGGAGUGUUCGGUCUGAGCAUUCGCACCACGGAGCGUGAUUUGGAUGACGAAUUCAGCCGAUUUGGACAUGUCGAGAAAGUUGUCAUCGUUUAUGAUCAAAGGCAGUCAGACCGUUCCCGCGGGUUCGGCUUUAUCUCGAUGUCGACCGUUGAUGAAGCAGCACGUUGCAUCAAGGAACUCAACGGUGUGGACUUGAACGGUCGUCGAAUCCGUGUGGACUAUUCCGUGACCGACCGGCCGCAUGCACCAACCCCGGGCGAAUAUAUGGGGCACCGUCGUCGCCGAGGUCGCGACACGUACUCAGGCUUCGGGGGGGACCGUGACGACUUCCGCGGUGAUUCUUACAGAGACACGUACAGGGACCGUCGGGAACGGGAGCCGUUCCGCCGGGAUGACAGGGACCGCGACAACUACGGUCGUGACAAUCGGGACUGGCGUGAUCGCCGCAGCCCGCCUCCGCGUAGCCGGUACUCCCCUGAUUACCGCAGGCGCAGAAGCUACUCAAGGAGCCCCCCUCGUGGCAGCAGCCCUGCUCGUGCUCGCGACUACGAUGCUCCUUCCUCAAGCGCCUUGCCUCCCGCCAACGGCGAGCCUCGGUGGUAGAGUGGCUGAAGACGCGUGUCAUGGCUUCUUGGGACAGACGACGGAAUGCAGGUCAAGGGUAUAUGUGGGGCACCGAAUGCUGAGAACACGUGGUUACCCG
Molecule: messenger RNA, 1092 nt
Organism: Fomitopsis serialis
Lineage: Eukaryota; Fungi; Basidiomycota; Agaricomycetes; Polyporales; Fomitopsidaceae
Exons: 5
Coding region: 153-992 (279 amino acids)
Molecular function (GO): RNA binding
Source: RefSeq, a predicted model, not a curated record